AUGUCGUCCGAGAGCGAGUCCGAGGAGGAGUACGUCAUCGAGCGCAUCCUUGAGGAGACAGGCAAGGGUGGCAAGCUCAAGUACCUCGUCAAGUGGCAGGGCUACGAUGAGGAGACGUGGGAGCCGGCGGCGAACCUGGCCAAGACCGAGGCGCUCGCCGAGUGGACGAAGAGUGCAGCGUCUGGCAAGGGCAAGGGCAAGCCAGCCAAGAAGGUGCCGGCCAAGCCGGAGAGCGACGACGAGAGCGGGUCCGACGAGGAGUACCAGGAAGACAGCGAGGUCAGUUCAGAGGCGGAGUGGAAGCCCAAGGGCUCAAAGUCGGGCGGCGGGACUUCAAAGGCGCCCGCUGCCACCAAAAAGAGCCCGGCGACUUUGAGCGGCAACAAGGUGGUGGCCAAGCGGCAGCGCGAGCCGGAGCAGGAGUCUCUCCUCCCCGAGACGCUGACGGCGGACUUCAUCCUCGGGUGUGUGGAGUCCUGGGACGCGCCAAAACUCAAGGCGCUUGCGAGCGCGCUUGCGAAGGAGAGCACGGUCUCCAAGUAUCACGUGGCGCUCGGCGGGCUCAAGGGAACCGGCAAGAAGGCGGAGGUCUGCGAGGACGUCACGGUCGCCAUCCGCUCCGUCUACUCCGGCCUCGGCACUCGGCCGAUCGGCCGGUACCACUGUGGCGGCUCGCAGAAGGAGGAGGGCCCCGCCUACCGCUCCGAGCGGAUCGAGUCGGCGCCUCUCGGUUACGGGAUGGGCGCGGAGGCGCUGCGCAAGGCGGUCGAGGCGGCGUUCCGCCGCGCUCACGAGGGAGUCGUCAACGAGCGCGCAAAGAAGGCGUUCCGGCCCGAGGCAAAGGCGCUGCUGCCGCGUCUGGAGGUGCUCGAGCCGCGGCAGUUGGCGCAGCUCGUCUGCUCGCUCGUCGACGCCGGUAACGGAAUGGUGGCGGUAAUCACGCAGCGACGGCAGGGCUCACAAUGGAGGGGUGAUUGCAUUCUAGGCCACGUCGACGACGCCACCGUCUACGCCCUCCUCCCGUCCGCCGACCUAGAGCCAGUGCUCAAGGAGUGCGAGAAGCUCGUCAACGCCAUCCGGCGCGCGCUGCCCAACUCGCGCUGGGGCAGCUGCACGGACCAUUUUGGGUACAAGCGCUGCGCAUCGGCUGUCAACACGGCGAAGCGCAAGUUCCUCGAGGGCGCCAAGCAGUUCAAGGGCGCGAAGCAGUGGGCGACCGCCAAGGAGUGGGCACUUCGCAACUAG
Emiliania huxleyi CCMP1516 is the source of this 1245-nucleotide messenger RNA. RefSeq lists its product as hypothetical. NCBI's taxonomy places the organism in Eukaryota, Haptophyta, Isochrysidales, Noelaerhabdaceae. Gene Ontology annotation, biological process: negative regulation of transcription by RNA polymerase II; chromatin organization. Bases 1 to 1245 code for a protein of 414 amino acids. The transcript has a single exon. Gene Ontology annotation, molecular function: chromatin binding. Gene Ontology annotation, cellular component: pericentric heterochromatin. The record is from RefSeq and is a predicted model, not a curated record.